UGAAGAGCAUACGCCAUAUUGAAUUCCCGUAGGAAUCGGCUAGCAAAUUUUCGAGCUAGCGGUGUAAAAGGGGGCCACUUUAUCAAUGGUCCUAAUUCGGUUUAAUGUUCAAACGUGUCUGUUCUCGUAACCCCGGACAGCGUAGCGACCUUUGAAAGGUCCGAGAAGCGGCGCAGGUUCAUCACGGGCUCGGAAGUGUUAGGGACUUGUCGGGGGGGUUACCAGAGAAAGAAGUUGAAUGGAUCCGAGGGUAGCUUGGAUUCAGCCCGAACAGAAAGGACCUGCGAACGCCUUAUGGAUGCACGUCUGGGAGACCUCUCAGGGAGUACGGACUCUCUCCGCUCAGCAGCAGCUCCACAAUCAAAACCACAACCAGUGUGUGAAUUACGCGGUUUUAAAAAAUGUGGCGACCGCCGUGGCUUCGAGCAAGAGCAUCUGCAGCAGCAACGGUAACGUUACAGGAAGCCUGAGCAACGGCAGCAGCCAUCGUAGCAUCACGAACGGCGCUGCACACAGUAGUAGCGGUAACGGCAAUGCGAUUCCUCCGCUGGGGAGAGCACUGUCCAACAGGAACGUACACAACUCUUUAACCCCGUCGAACAUCAGCGAGCCAGGUGAGGGGAAAACUGCGUCCCAUAAAACGGGAUCUGCCUCGUCGUCUUCGCAGGAAUCCGGGACGGACAGUCCCCCCUCCAGCUGCUCACUCGAGAGGACUAUGGAUAGAAAUGUUACGGGGAGUAUUAAUAAUAACGUCGGGGGUGCCAACCUGCUCUUCAACUUGAGAGACAGCAUGGACAAUAAUGUCAACCUUUACCAUCACCGUCACCCGCAGGAGCACCAGGCUUUCAAGUUACAGCAGAUUUGCGUGAACCAGCAUCAGGUUCACCCCUCUGUACCUAUUAAUCAACCACACAGUCACCACCCGGGCCGAAGGAAAAGUGACAACAAGGCGAGCACUUAUGGGAUGAAUUAUUCGAUUUCUAACUGCACUAAUGGCAAUUAUGCGAGCACUUGCACGCCCUGGAAGACGAGGGAGUACAGCCCAGGGGUACUCGGACUCCACGAAGAGGUGAUGGAUUUCUACAAAUACAUAUCUCCUCGGCCGGAGGAGGCAGCUAUGAGGAAGGAGGUGGUGAACCGGAUAGAGGUGGUCAUCAAGGAGCUGUGGCCUACUGUUGAUGUCCAAAUAUAUGGCAGCUUCAGCACAGGGCUGUACCUUCCAACAAGUGAUAUUGACCUGAUGGUGACUGGGAAGUGGGAGCGCCCGCCACUGCAAGAGCUUGAACAAGCUCUUCGCAAGCAUGAAGUUGCCGACCCUAACUCCAUUAAAGUGCUGGACAAGGCUACAGUGCCAAUCAUCAAGCUGACCGACCAGAGGACUGACGUCAAGGUGGACAUCAGUUUUAACGUAGAGACUGGAGUCAAGGCUGCAAGCUUCAUUAAAGGCUACAUGAAGAAGUAUCCAGUGCUGCCUUACCUGAUCUUCGUGCUGAAGCAGUUUCUGCUGCAGAGGGAUCUAAACGAAGUCUUCACCGGGGGCAUCAGCUCCUACAGUCUCAUCCUCAUGGUCAUCAGUUUCCUACAGCUCCAUCCUCGUAUCGAUCCCACCAACCCCAGUGAGAACCUGGGAGUGUUACUCAUCGAGUUCUUUGAGUUGUAUGGCCGUAAUUUCAACUACUUGAAAACAGGGAUUCGCAUUAAAAAUGGAGGCGCAUACAUAGCCAAAGAGGAGAUUAUGAAGGGCAUGACAAAUGGAUACAGGCCAUCCAUGCUCUACAUAGAGGACCCUCUACUUCCAGGUAAUGACGUGGGAAGGGGUUCCUACGGUGCCAUGCAAGUCAAGGAGGUGUUUAAUUAUGCUUUCAUUGUCCUGAGUCAUGCUGUCUCCCCGCUUGCACAGUCAUAUCCCAACAAAGACUGUGAAAGCACAUUGGGGAGGAUAAUCAGGUUGACCAAGGAAGUGAUCGACUACAGGGAAUGGAUCGUUAAGAAGUGGGGGGGCAGAGAUUUGGUGCGACCGGACAACAGAGUGUCGCCUCCCAAAAAGCCUGUGUCGGAGCAAGAGAACUGUGUGCUGGGAGGUGGUGUUGGGUCAGAUGAGCAGCAAAGGGAUUCGGUGUCACCCCACAGCGCGGACUCUCCCAUGUCCAUCUCCAGCCCCCAGCAGCACUCGUCCGCCUCAUCAGUGUCCUCACUGUCUGGGUCUGAUAACGACUCUGAUUCAGCGUUGCCAUGUCCCCUCCCUCCACCAACCCUGCCAGCUUACCCGCCUUUCCCACCACUCGGCCUAGCUUUAACUCCAGGCCUCAACAUGAGCACCGGCAAACCUGGCAUGGGGGGACACCAUCUGCUCAUGCCUCCAGGUUCCCAGGCUCGCGUCUCACUGCCCGGUGGUCUAGCAAUGCACUCCAUGCCUGGCAGACAGGUGUGUAUAGACACCGGGCUCCCCCCCUUCUUCCACAUGCACCCCCCAGCCCAUGCUCAUGCCCCUGCCCCUUCCAGCCCCCAGCCUCCGCCCAGUCCCCACUCCAGCCACACACAUAAGAACGGAGCCAAGUUCAACGGGAAGGGCUUCCACAAUCCGCCACUGGUCAACAACGCUGUUAUGGCUAACCGUGGAUACGCGCAGCAUCACCGCAACACUUGGCGACGCAGGAAGAGGGACAGCCUGCCGGUUAGCCUGAGCAGAUAGAAACCUCUCCUCGCCGUUUCCUCCGUCUCCUCUCCGACUGCAUGCCGUGGCUCUUCGUUCGUCUUGAAGGAGGAUGGACAGGCAGACAAGAGGAUCAGAGACCAGCAGUUUUUACUCCGAGGGCUCCUCAACAUGGAACAGCAGCCCUCAGCUCUGCAUCUUCCUCCUCUCUGUACCUUCCCUCCCCUUUUUCUUUUCUUUUUUUUGCAUGACUUUAAUUCCAUUUUUUUUUCAGUAUUGUGUCUUCCUUCUCUGCGUUCAGGUCGGUUUACUUUUUUGGAACUUGGCAUUGACAGUAUUGCUAAGCUCACUUGACCUCAUCUCGACCCUUGCAGCCAAGCUGCCCACGGUUUCCUUUUUACAGUUAAUACACUUAAAAACAAACGUUUUUUUCUCCAUUUUGUGCAAUAAUGUUAUUUUUCUUUUUGAAACUAAAGUAAGAGCUUAUUUAAUUUCGUGUGUGUGUAUAUGUAAAGGCAUUUUUAUACUGUUAUUUUAUUUUUGUAGAGUUUUAAAUUUUGUUUACGAAACCUUUCCCCAGGCAGCAUCUCUAAAGUGUGCGUGUGUGUGCGCAUCUCUCCAUCAGGUUGAGAUGGACCCAGGUUGAAAUGACCCCUCCCCCCUCUUCUUCUCUCCUCUUUAAAUGUGGUCUGCUCAAGGGAAGCCGUAUCAGAAAAGCAUCAUCUUGGCAUUUCUGAUCAUUUCUCUUCACAUGUUUUCUGAAAAUGGGCGAGGUGGGCAACAAAAGGGGGAAAAAAAUUCCCUAUGGAAGUUUUGUUCCUCGCUCCAGUUUUUCUAAGGCAUGCUGAGGGAAGUUGAGGGAAUGAAACUCUGCCCUGGGAUAUCCUUGAAGCACAGGGAGAGGCUCAAGUUUUGUGGCCACCUGAGGAUUGUGUGACUGCGCGUAUCUGUUUGCGUCUCUUACGGGAAUGUGUCGUUGUCUCAUUUUGUCGUUUGGGGAGAGAAGGCUGGCAAAAGAAGGCUGGCCUGAUAGCUUUGUCUUGGCCAUAUCUCUCUCUGCCCGGAGGAUUUUCAGCCUGUUUUGUUUAGGCUUUGUGUUCAUUUUUUCUUUUAAAGUUGUUGUUGUUGUUGUUAAUAUUUUUUGUAGGAGCAUUGGGGGCCACGAAGGCAACAGCUUAUCUGACUUGAAUUAGAAGAUCAAGAAUGGCGGGCAGAAAGUCACUGAGCUGUGUCAGAGGGGGCGUGGCUGUGGAAAAUCUGAUCCCAGGGCUGAGGUCAGCUCUCGCCCGCAGCUGUAAAUUAGCGCAGACCAACACUUUAGAUGCUCAGCGAUAAGGUUUCUCUCCUUUUUUUGUGGUCCUGGACAAAGGAGGAGGGAGCGAGGGUGGGGGCGUGGGGGGUUUCUUCCUGAACCAAGGACCCUGAGUGAAGGGAAUUUAUAUUUUGAUUCCAUUAAGGAAUCUUGUGUGUAUUCGAUUGCCAGGUACUUCCGCUAAUUGUUUGCAAUGCCUUUCUUUGUGUUUACUCGGGGUGUGUAUGUGUGUGUGUGUGUACCACGUUUUCCUGCGAGCACACCGCGCCACACAAAUACACACGCUGUCGAAGGCUGUGACUCGCCCAGAAACACUACACAUGCCGGUGUUAUUACUAUGCAAGUGGAUUCUUCUAAUUAUUGUGUCAAUUCUUGUAUUUUAUUUUUGGGGUUAUUUUUUUCCCAUUGACAAAAAAAGCAAAAAAAAAUGUAUCCCAAAAAAAAAAAAAAAAAAAAAAAAAAACACUCACUGCUUGUUGGACUAGAGUGAUGUUACUGACUGUCAGACUUCUCAAGCCAACACAUGUAAACUCUAGCCCCCAUCCCCUGACCCCCACCCGUGCCACAACUCCCUUGUGUUUGUAUGAAGGCCAUGAUGUGUUUAAGACCCAGUAUUUCUGCAUCUUGUCAGUCAAAUGUAAGGAACAAGGGGGAUGUUAAUGUCAGUGGUCGGGUCUGAGUCUGUGUAGUGUGUGACAUAGUGAAACGUGUGUGAGAAAGACUCGUGACUCGCCACCACAGUUGAAUUUUUCUUUUUCUUUGGUAAUCGUACGCCCGACCGUUCACGAACGAGCGCCACCCACAGAGCGACUUGCUCUCUGCAGGUGCUCUUCGCCAAAGUGUCCGUCAACAAUUCCUGACUUUUUCUUACUUGCACGCAUUCACUGCUGUUGCACUGUUUUGUUUUGGGUUUUUUUUUUGUUUUGUUUUUUGUUGUUGAACCAUGGCAGCUCGGAUCUGUCGGUCAGAACUGCACAGCAGGUUUGCUGUUUUGGCCGAUAGGUCACAGGGCAGAGCUGAUUACGAGCUAAUCAUAACCUCCAGCUUACAAAUUCCUUUCAUACUUAAUAAAUUUGACCAGAAAAAUCUAAAUCAUUGACCAAUGGAAAGGGUGAGAAGUUCUUGAUGUUUUCUGGCGUAUACACUCUCACCCUAUUAUUCCCUAUUACAUUUUUUUUUUUUUUUUUUUUUUAAUAGAUAAUUUUCCGUCUGUAGGGUAAUAAUCAGAAUUGAACAUUCAGCACUGACUUUCAUGCAGUUGUAGGCCAAUAGUAAUUUGAUAACAAGAGGAAUGAAGUUACCCUUUCAAACUGAGAUUCUUACAGCCGCGUUUUGCUUCUAGAGCUCAGAACCAGCAAUGAUUUGAGACAAAAAAAAAUUAAAUUGGGGAUCGAAAGCUGUUGGCUCUGUUAGAGUUGCCUGCAAUCUUAACAGCAAAGACUGACAUGCAGUAUCCAAGGAAGUCUAUGGAAUAAAGAAUUGUGCAUCUCAGCGGUCCGGUGUAGCCAACUCACCCUGUCUACUUUCCUUUGUUCCUUUUUCCUCACCAGAGGGUCAAAACAAUUAGGUCAAAGCUUCAGUUGCGCUCUUCCACAUUGUCCUGACUUCUCCCGAUGGUUUUAAAAGUGAGGCGGAAAAGGAAGCGAGGAGAGUUGGAUACUUGACUUGGACCGCUGAGAUUUUGCCAUACACAUGUACAUGUAGAUGCAAUGUAAUAUUAACACCCCCCCUCUUCAUUGCAAUACAAUGAGGGAUUUUAAACUGGUGGCUGCUGUUCAGAGAAAGAUGGCAGCCCCUCAGUGUCCUGGCUGAUUCAUGUGAGCAGUGACCCUCGAAAUGGACACCAGUGGCCAGAGGGAACCACUGCCCAGCUUUUCUUUUUUUCUUUUUCUUUUUGUUCUUUUUGACAUUUUUAUGUAAAUAUUUUUUUUCUAUUUUAUUUUUUA
Molecule: messenger RNA, 5911 nt
Organism: Maylandia zebra (zebra mbuna)
Lineage: Eukaryota; Metazoa; Chordata; Actinopteri; Cichliformes; Cichlidae
Gene: tent4a
Product: terminal nucleotidyltransferase 4A
Biological process (GO): RNA 3'-end processing; polyadenylation-dependent ncRNA catabolic process
Cellular component (GO): nucleolus; TRAMP complex
Molecular function (GO): poly(A) RNA polymerase activity; mRNA binding
Source: RefSeq, a predicted model, not a curated record